ACCGAAUAGUCAUUUUCAUCCGCGUACGUACAUAACGUACGUACGUGUACGAUUCUGAACGACGGAACGCUAGCUGCGUGUACUUUGAACAUUUUUUCAGAACUUUUCACCCGCUUAAGAUGUCCAGAAGAAAUAACCGGAAUAGGGAUGGGGGUCGCAGUCAGCAGUACUAUGGUCAUGAUGACCGAGAUCAAGUAGGAGGUCACUGGAGGGGAGGACACCCUGGAGGCAGGAGCCAUCGAGGAGGACGGGGAGGGCCAGCCGGCCGAGAGAACCAAGACAGUGGUCCAUCAGGAGGCAAGUGGCAACGAGGUAAAGGUCCAAGGAGGGGUGGUGGACCAAGCGACAGAGGUAGAUAUCAAGGGCCACACCCUCGCUCCAGGUUUACAGAUGACGACGGUGAUGUGCAGAUGGGAGAUGCCGAGGAGGGCACCUCCCAAAGAUUCAACCCCUACGGACGGCCCAACAGCAGGCGAAAGAACCGCCCCAACAACCGAGACUCCAGGGGAGGUGGCGGGGCCAGAGGGAGCGCCUCGUCCAUGGCCAGACUGGGCCUACCGAUCAACACAGGACACAAAGACAGGGGGGCAACUGGACACAACAGGCCCAGUGAUGGCAAGGGCAAGAGAGCUGGACAGAGUUGGGCAAAGAUCAUUAUACCCUAUGGAAAAAAGGUUGAGAAAGACUGGCUCCUCACCAGUUUACAGAAUCUUUGCUCCGUCCCCUUCAUACCAUUUGAGUUUCAUUAUGAAGGUGAGAGGGCGAUAUUCCAUGUGGACGAUGUAACAACGGGCAGUGCGCUCAAGGCCAUCAGCAAUCGCAUUACAACCAAAACAGGUCACAAGGUUGUUGUGAUUUCUCAUCCUUGUCAACCCCUGGCUGUGCUAAAAGGCGACGAUUUUGAGGUCUUGAAGGUGUGCCUGAGUGACCGCUACGAUCCAUCUACCAAGGCCCUCAAUUUAAGCAACUUGAUUGAUGACCAAGCUCUCAAGAGCAAAGGUGUGUUAGGCAUCCUCAGCAGAAAUCACAUCAUGGAGGCUGUCAUCAAAAUCAUCUCCGAGAAUAUCCCAGAGGUCCUGUCCAUAGAUAUCAGCCACAACAAACUGUACAACUUGAAAACGUUUGGCAAACUGGCGGAGAAAGCCUGCCAGCUACGGAGUCUGAAUCUAGCCAAGAACAAAAUUCGUGGCAUUUCAGAACUGGAGCCCAUCAGAGAGUUCAGUAAGCUGGAGGAGUUGUUUCUACAAGGCAAUGAAAUAGUGGAAAAGCCCAACUACACAAGCAUUGUCCGGCAAAACUUCCCCAAGGUCAUCCGACUCGAUAGGCAAGAACUCCCGCCGCUCAUUGCCUUUGACGUUGAGUCACCCACAGUCUUGCCGCCAGUGCAGCACAGCUACUGCGGCAGCAGUCAGAUCAAGAAACCGCUCUUAAGUUUCCUGGAGAAAUAUUUCACAGUAUUUGACUCGGGCGACAGACAGUCGUUCAUUGAGGUUUACCACGACCAGGCCUGCUUCUCAAUGAUGUGUCAGAACUCACCUAUUUCAAGCCCACACAUUAGGAAAUACAUCCCCCAGAGCCGCAACCUACUCAGAAUAAAAGACCUGACAACAGAGAGCUCCUUCAAACUGUUCAAGUCCACCAAAGUGGCGGUGGUAGCCCAGCUCAAUGAGAUGCCCCCGACGAAGCACGACACCAAUUCAUUCCAGGUGGAUUUAUCCAUGGUACAGGGCGACCUUAUCUGUUUCACCCUGCAUGGAAUCUACAAAGAGUUCAGCAACAACAGGUCGUCAUCACACAUGGUUGCGUUCAGUCGAGUGUUCCUAGCUCAGAUGCAGCCGCCGAAGCUGUGCAUCAUCAAUGACCAUCUUUCGAUCAGAGAACCCACCCGCACUCAGUUGAAGGCUGCCUUCGCUUCGCCAGCCCCUACUCCUUCCACUAGUCCUGUGAACGUCCCCCAGGGUUCUUUGUCCCCUGGCCAUGGCCUGAGUGCCCUGCAGCAGGAGAUGGUGGCCAAGUUCAUCAAGGACUCCAACAUGAACGCCGAGUGGUCCAUCAAAUGUCUGGCAGAGAAUGAAUGGGACUAUGAGAGGGCAGGCGUGUCAUUCACGACGUUGCAAACUGCAGGCAAGAUACCAGUCGAGGCUUUCGUCAAAUGAAUCAAAGAAUUACGAAGAACGCAUGGAUGAAGAAGAGGUGAUCUGACAGCUGUCUAUUGUUCAAUUUGUUGCCAGUUGUUGAUACUGAGAGUUACAUUGAUAAAAUGAAUGUAGCAAAAUGAAGCAUAUGGCAAUAGAGCAACGACAGAGACGUUUGUGGGGCAGGCCAGAUUUAUGUUUGAAGUUUGUUUUUUGGGGGGAGGGGCGGAAGGGAAGGGCAGGGUUGAGGGGUCGGUUUAUGGUGGGGGGCUCACCUUUGGGAAGGGGGUAGGAUAGGGAUUAGUUUGGUUAGGGGAGGGGUCCACAAGUUGGGGAAAGGAUUGGGCUUGGAGUGGGAGAUUGUAGGUUGCAGAGGAGUGGAUGAAUCCUUGUUGAUGAGUGUCCUCUUUGCUGUGCAAAUUGAAGUAAGUCUGAGUUGUGAGUUUCAGCAGCCUUUUUCUUGGUUUGUCUUUGGGAUUGAAAGUUUCAAAAAAUGACCAUUGCAAUGAUUUACCGUAUUCUUGUAAAUAUCCGGAUAAGAUAUGGCCUAGAUGGACACGGAUACCUAUUAUUGAACUGGAAAUCUUCAUAUUCUAGUGUUGUUAUUGUGCGAUAUGUAAGAUUUUUUGUCGCAUUCAUAAAACAUUGGAAACUGAUACCUGGUGAUUGGAUGACAUGGUGAUUGGAUGACACAUCUCGUUUGAAUUCCUUUUAAACAUGGAACAACAUAAAAACGUAAAACAUGACAAUUAGUUUCAGACAGAUUUGGUCAAACACAGUUAAGGGCAGAGGUCAAGAUGCAGACAGUUCACAAAGUGUCCAACGGUUGGUGUUAGUCCCUCUUGAAACCAUCCACCAUUGGAAGGCAAUCUUUCCACAGUUGGAGAGGAACCAUUCCCUUG
This is a messenger RNA of Acanthaster planci (crown-of-thorns starfish), 3037 nucleotides long. Its product is annotated as nuclear RNA export factor 1-like. Gene Ontology annotation, molecular function: protein binding; RNA binding. NCBI's taxonomy places the organism in Eukaryota, Metazoa, Echinodermata, Asteroidea, Valvatida, Acanthasteridae. Gene Ontology annotation, biological process: poly(A)+ mRNA export from nucleus. Gene Ontology annotation, cellular component: cytoplasm; nucleus. The record is from RefSeq and is a predicted model, not a curated record.